Cyclopterus lumpus (lumpfish) is the source of this 3214-nucleotide messenger RNA. RefSeq names its product methylcrotonoyl-CoA carboxylase 1 (alpha) (gene mccc1). Lineage: Eukaryota; Metazoa; Chordata; Actinopteri; Perciformes; Cyclopteridae. The transcript has 19 exons. Gene Ontology annotation, cellular component: mitochondrion. Gene Ontology annotation, molecular function: methylcrotonoyl-CoA carboxylase activity; ATP binding; metal ion binding. The coding region runs from base 272 to 2419 and encodes 715 amino acids. The record is from RefSeq and is a predicted model, not a curated record.
UGGCCGCUCGAUACUACGAGUCCUUGGAAAGGUCAUAACCAAUAAAGUAGAUAUUAACAAGCGUGUGGCAGUGUUUGUUAGUGCGAGUGGAAAACUUGAAGGCCGCUACUAUUUACGUGUGGUUCAAGUUGAGUGGUUUGCUGCAGUUAAUGCAAAAUAAACGGUGUUUGAGCCGUUUCGUUGAUUACCACUUCGCCUUUUGCUCCUCAGCUGGUCAUUCAGUGAGUCAGCUAGCUAGCUAGCUAGCAGUGAGCCUCCGCAGCUGGUAGCGAUGGCUGCAGUUAUUCUGAGUUUCCCAACUCUGCAGAGUCUGAGGAUAUUUGCACAAAACCCGUCAUGGACCAAAAGAGGCGUGCGGCUCGUUUCUGGAGGGGUGGGAAGGAUAGAGAAGGUGCUGAUUGCCAAUCGAGGGGAGAUUGCGUGUCGUGUGAUGCGCACGGCCAAGAAGAUGGGCAUCCGCUCUGUGGCCGUGUACAGUGAUGCGGACAGAGACUCCAUGCACGUGGCCAUGGCAGAUGAAGCCUACCACAUUGGCCCUCCACCCUCCCAGCAGAGUUACCUCUCAAUGGAGAAAGUUUUGGAAGUAGCCAAGACAUCUGGAUCACAUGCGGUCCAUCCUGGUUAUGGCUUUCUGUCAGAAAGCACAGAGUUUGCGGAGGCGUGUAAACAGGAAGGCAUCAUCUUCAUAGGGCCGCCUUCCACUGCCAUCCGAGACAUGGGCAUUAAAAGCACAUCCAAACACAUCAUGUCAGCUGCUGGGGUGCCAAUCAUUGGUGGCUACCAUGGAGAGGACCAAUCAGAUGAGAGGCUGCAAGCAGAGGCUGCCCAGAUUGGAUACCCUGUGAUGAUCAAGGCAGUCCGUGGAGGAGGCGGCAAGGGGAUGCGUAUUGCACGGUCAGACUCUGUGUUCUUGGAGCAGUUGGAGUCGGCGAGACGAGAAGCCAGGAAAUCCUUCAAUGAUGAUGUCAUGCUGGUUGAGAAGUUUGUAGAGGAUCCCAGACAUGUGGAGGUCCAGGUGUUUGGGGACAUGCACGGUAAUGCUGUCUAUCUGUUUGAGAGAGACUGCAGCGUCCAAAGAAGACAUCAGAAGAUCAUAGAGGAAGCACCAGGGCCUGAUAUUAGUCCUGAGGUGCGAAGGAAACUUGGAGAGGCAGCCGUUAAAGCAGCCAAGGCUGUUAACUAUGUCGGAGCAGGUACGGUUGAGUUCAUAAUGGACGCCCAGCAUAACUUUUACUUCAUGGAGAUGAACACCAGGCUGCAGGUGGAGCAUCCUGUCUCUGAGAUGAUCACUGGAACCGACUUGGUGGAGUGGCAACUCAGGGUGGCAGCAGGGGAGCGCCUGCCUCUCCUCCAGGAUGACAUUGUUUUAAGGGGACACUCUUUUGAGGCUCGUAUCUAUGCCGAGGACCCAAACAACGACUUCCUUCCAGGGGCGGGGCCUCUGCUGCAUCUCUCCACCCCUUCGCCAGACCAACACACGCGUAUAGAGACUGGAGUCAGGGAAGGGGACGAGGUGUCGGCACAUUAUGACCCAAUGAUUGCCAAGCUCGUUGUUUGGGGAGAAGACCGAUCUGCUGCCUUAAAGAAGCUGCGGUAUUGCUUACGACAGUACAAUAUCGUUGGACUGAACACUAACAUUGACUUUUUGCUGAGUCUCUCGGGCCACCCGGAGUUUGAGGCUGGAAACGUGACCACCAGUUUCAUCCCUCAGCACUACGCAGACCUUUUCCCCGCUCCGAUAACUCCUUCUGGGGAAACCGUCUGCCAGGCAGUGCUGGGCCUGCUGCUGCAAGAGAGGAAACACACACAGGCAUUCAUGCAGACCUCCACAGACCCUUUCUCCCCAUUCGGCGCCAGCAGCGGCUGGAGAAGCAACAUUGGGUUUAACAGAAACAUGACGCUGCAGCUGGGAGAUGAAAAAGUUGAUGUGGUCGUUGUGUACAACAAAGAUUGCAGCUACUCAAUGCAGCUUGCCGAGGAGGUGUACACCGUGACCGGAGAGGUGGAGACGGAAGGCGGAGCAUCAUUCCUCCGCUGUUCUGUCAAUGGCGUGAAGUCUCGACCCAAACUGGUGAUCCUGGACAACACGGUGCACCUGUUCUCCAUGGAGGGCAGCGCCCAGGUGUCUGCUCCAGUGCCCAAGUAUCUGGCUGGUGUGAGCGGUGCUGGGUCUCAAGGUGCAGCAGUGGCCCCCAUGACAGGAACCAUAGAGAAGGUGAUGGUGAAGGCUGGAGACACGGUGGCCGUAGGAGACCCUCUGAUGGUCAUGAUUGCCAUGAAGAUGGAGCAUACGAUCCGGGCGCCCAAGUCUGGUGUGAUCAAGAGGGUUUUCUUCAGCGAGGGCUCUCAGGCGAACCGACAUGCUCCUCUGGUCGAACUGGAAGAGGAGGAGGGGGAGGAGGAGGGGAGCAGCCAGUAAACGGAAUCGAAACACAUAACCACACCCAUGAUUACACUGACGGGUCGGAGCCGGGGCGAGUUACUGCGACAGCUGGAGGGAAAGUGAGUCCAUCUGAACCAGCUUGGUGUCCCAUCACUCGGUACCGGAGAAUGUGGGCUUUAGUCUGAAAACCAAUAGUUAUUGUCACUGUCCGGUAGAACCAUGUGUCAUUUCUUUUAAAUUUUCUCAUGCUCCUAUCAUCAUAUAUUUGAGGAAACUAUCCAACCACUUUUGUUUCUUAUUCAUCAAAAAAAUGACAGUUUUCACUGGAACUUUCUAGGAGGAAAGAGGCUCAAUGUUAAUGAAUCUUUGGUGCAAGUAAAUAUUGUGUAGAGGGGUUAGUGGUGUCCACACAUUCAUCCCUUUCAGACCGACUCCACCCUUGAAGUGUGUUUGGUCUUGAGAAUAAAGCCGACGUCUGUUGUUGUGGAGGAGGACAAAGGCCUUUAGAAUAGGAAUGCAGAACAACCCUCCACAAUUAUCCCAACUUUUGUGACCGAAUUUGCCUCUGAUAUGAAAAUAACCCGUAAAGAAUGCAUUGUGGGUCUCCGAGGGCUUUGCACAGACGGAUGGUUUCUUUGUAAAUUGUGCGUCAGUCCACGUGAACUUGACCCUGUUCUGAUUCUCUCUUUUUACUAACUGGUGUGUUAUGAGGCCGUGUAAACUAAAACUGAUAAACAGCUGUGUUCAUUUUGUAGACGAGUGACGGAUGACUAAAAAAAGAGAAAAAAAGUAUUGGACUCGUCGGAUACUGUAAUAAAAAUGUUUAUGAAG